This is a messenger RNA of Calliphora vicina (urban bluebottle blowfly), 5923 nucleotides long. RefSeq lists its product as uncharacterized. The record is from RefSeq and is a predicted model, not a curated record. Gene Ontology annotation, biological process: chemical synaptic transmission; synaptic vesicle transport; axon extension. The transcript has 4 exons. NCBI's taxonomy places the organism in Eukaryota, Metazoa, Arthropoda, Insecta, Diptera, Calliphoridae. Bases 92 to 5725 code for a protein of 1877 amino acids. Gene Ontology annotation, cellular component: axon; dendrite; synapse.
UAAUAGGCGUCGUUAACCGUGCUGGGAAGAAAAUAGCAAAGAUAUGCAUAGUUUUAUUUGAAAUUAAACAGAAAAGUGAAUUAUCUACAAUAUGGCAAAUAAUGAACGUGAUAAAAUUUUUAAAUCAUGGUCUGGAAUUAGUGAAGUCGCUCUUAUUAAGGAGGUGGCUACAAAGGGAGAACAUAUUCAAUUAUGCAUACAAUAUUGGGCUCGAAAACGAAAAAUGUCUGUGACAGAGUAUGAGCUGUUCUUCCAUGAUGUUGUACAAACCUACGUGAAUCGUUUGUUAACAGAACGUUUGGUGUGUAAGGCCGAAAAUGUCCUACGCAAUGUACAACGAGAUGUUAAAUGUUUUUACUAUCAGUUUGCAUGUGAAUCCAAUGAUCCGGAAUUACGAGAACUAAUAAUGGAGCAUUUGAUUAAAAAAGAGCCCUGCGAUGACUACGAACAUCAUAUGCAAAAUUUAAAAUUUCAUUGGGAGCUGCUGCAGCAAAUAAAAAAAUCCGAAACCAUCAUGGCAAACAUAAAAAAACAUAUGAGACGUGUGAAUUUGGAAUCUUUAAUGGCCUUGGAUUCUGCUACUCAGCAAAGACUUAUGAUAGAGUUAUAUUUUGAGACACAUAAUCAAGUUCUUCUACAACAUAUUAACAAAUUUGUUAUGUGGGAUUAUUUAAUUGAUACCAAACAAAUCGAAGAAAUCAUACGAUGGUGUAGAAUUCAGCAUACCUCAAAGGACCACAAACCAUGUAUUGCAGGUCUUUCCGAAUUAGAAUCGAAGUACUUUCAAUGGACUCUUGAAAGUGAAAUGUAUAAAUACGCAUUACGUUCUCUGCAAGAUAACAGCGACAGUGUCCUACGAAAUUAUUUCGCUUCAGCUGGGUAUUUCUUCGAAGACGAAAUACAUUCUGUACCAGCUGUGUUGCAACGAAUCUGUCUCACAGAAAGUUUUGACCAAAAUAACGAUAAUAUAAAGGGUUUGCCAUUGGCACGUUUUAUGUUUGAUCAUAAGUUUUACUAUUUGCUAUUAUACGACUUUGUGGGAACACGUCAACUCGAAGAGCUGUCUGAACUGUUAAGCGAACACAGACCUCUUUUAAAAUUUUUAGUUGUAUUGAAAACUAAUUCUUUUCAGGAUCUAGAAGGUUUCAAGGAGAUAAGCUUUUAUGCGACAAAAUAUUUGGAGAGCGUUGGCGUAGAUUUUGAACAAGAGCAAGCACUGGCAACACUUUUUGAGUUUCUUACCACAGAGCCAUCCAUGUCGAAUUUACAAUGUUCCGCCACUUCAGGCACACUCAAGACUCUGACCUAUCUUAAGAUUAUUCAUCACCAGCAACAAAAUGAAACAACAAAUACAAUUGAACAUGGCCUGCCAAAUGUUUAUGAUCUAUUGAAAACCUUUAAGGAACUGGAUUUUAAACGCUUAACAAAGGAUGCAAACGUAUAUGGAAAAUGUUCUAGAUUUUCGGAACAACCAAAACAAGAUGGUAAAACCAUACUACAGUACACAUUUCGCUUAAACUUUUUACACUACAUCAAACAGUCGCGUUGUGCGUAUGCUGUUUACCUGAUGCUAUUGGAACAAUUGCAAAACUAUGCCCAAAUUACGGAGACCCACUUAUUCAGCGCAUGUGAAUGUGUCUACGACAUGGCACUGCAAUCAUCCUCAACGGAUACAGAAGUUAUUACGCACAGCAUAGCAUUUUGUGAAAUGCUGGGUUUUGAUACGCAACAAUUGCGUUGCUUUCUAAAACUAAAGAAAUAUCUAACAAACGGUGUGGAUAGCCAGCAUUCUCAAAAUAUAGUUUCUAUACUGCAAAAAUCUGAGCGUAUUUUAAUCCAACGUUUAGAAAACGAAUGUAUAUUUCCUUUAAAUGAAUAUACUGCCAUAAUGUAUAUUAAUGGUAUAGCAAGAAGCGUUAAUAAUACCAGCAAUGAUCACGUCUCCCUUGUAAUGCAGCACUAUGCCACACUUAAUGAUUACUGGCGGCUGUUAGUGCUAUUGCAAUAUUUUGAAAUAUCUUUAGAUCAAAUCAAGAAUUUGGUAAAAUAUUUCACCAUACUUCCAAUGGGAGAUCAUCUGCUACGAGCAUUGGCAUUUGCAACACAAAUAAACGAGCGUAGUACAGGGCUUAAACGUCGCACAAGUCUAACCCGGCGUCAACUAAAACAAAAUAAGCAACGUAGAAAGGAAAAUAAAACAGCUGUUACUACCACCUCCAUGGAAACCAUGACAUCGUCGUUUGCUUCUUGCCAUGAAUCAUCGGGUAUUGCCAAUGAUCUGGAACCGAACAAUGAUCGAUUUGUGGCGGAUUGUAUAAAUGGUGGCCCCGAUCUGUUUGCUCUGAUUAUACUGUAUACAAAUGCUACCAAAGGCAAUGACAUUGAAAAAAUAGACGACCUCAAUAAGUUCCUCGAAUGUAUGCAACAAAAACAAAAUCGUGCAACCACGUCAACUGUUGUCAACUAUUUAAGGACAGCUGUUGAACAACAUUUGCCCAUAAUGGCUGUUUUAGCAGCCUCAAUAAAUGGCAAAGAUGACUGUAAUCUAGAUUGGUGCUGGCUGGUGUGGUUAUCCGUGACUACGAACCAAUGGAGUAAUGUUUUAAGAUUGGCCGUUGGCAUUAAUAUACACUCAUUUCCCUGGAAUCUUAUAGAAAACUUAGUAAGACAGUGUCAAAUUAAAUCGUUGGUGCGAAGCUUUUCUAUAUUUUAUCCUCAUAACGCCUUGCUACAUCUAUUCAAUUUUCUGGAACUAACUUUACAAAGCGAAUUUGGUGACAAAGCCGUCCACGAGUUACAUCUGUAUGCUUUGGCUUGGAGUAAUGAUGAUGUACGUUUACCACUGAAUCCCUGGUCAAAGCGUGAAAAACUUAUGAAACGAACAAUAUGGCUUCUUCUAUCACAUUUGAAAAAUAAUUUUGAAUCAAUUACUGAUCAAAUGAAAUUCCUUACCUGUGUCUGCCAAUCUGGGCUGAGUGAUAUAACGGCACAGCUGGACUUUUGUUUGUUAAGAGGAUUUUGUGAAAUUCUGCAAUUGGCUGGCAAUGGAGCCACGCAAAGAUUUCCCCUGAACUUUAUAGAGCUGAUACAGAACGAGUCGGGCGAGAACAAGGAGUAUGAACGAAUUUUAAACUGUGUUUUGGCAGCCAAAGAAUAUGACAUUGCUGUACGUUUGGCCUCACUUUUACACAAGCCUAUCAGUGAUAUUGUCUAUAGCAAAUGGGUAAACUCUUUAGAACUUCAAUUGGCUUUGCCCACAGUGGAGAAUUUUGAUAACUAUAAGUUUCCCUUUGAGCAGUACGAACAAGAGGUUUCUACGCACUCCUUGCCGCCAGAGACCCUUGUGAACUUUCUAUUGUACGCCUCCUCCCGUUUGCCCUCGAAAUCUUUCCGAUCUCGCUUCUAUGUGCUACAAAAAGCACUAAAUGUUAUAAAGCAUCAUCACUUGUUUCCGAACGAAUCAUUUGAUCGCGAUCAAAUUGAAUAUGACAUGAUAAUAAACUAUCUUCUGCUAGAAGAUGAAGAUGUGUCCACCCUCACAUUGUAUCAUUCCGAAUAUUACGAAGAAAUAAUGUUAUCUGAAAGAUGUGUGCUCUACAAAUCAUUUCUUGAACUUAAGGAGUUGGCUGGCAUAGAAGAUUUGAAUAUAAGCAGCAAAAUCGAUUUAGAUGAAAGACAGAAAAGUAAGUUGGAAUCUUUAUUGCAUCAUUUGCUGGAUGAUGGCGAUAUUGUUGAAGCUUUACGGUUGCAAGAACUCUUUGAUGUGCGACCCUUGGACUUGCGUUUUGUGGUAUUUUGUAUGGCUUUGGCGGAAUCUAUGUCCAACAUAUACGCAAUGUCGGCAGAUGAACGUCAGCUGUUAGCUGAGAUUGAACGUUCCUCGUUUUCCAAAUUUACUAAACGCACACUUUGCGCCACAACCGGUGGUAGUGGUAGUUAUUUAUCGGACAGCAGUUCAACCUUAGAAUUCGAAGAAAUACCCUCGAAAGAAAAACAAGAAACUUUGGCCAUACUUCAAGGCAUUGCUUCGAAAUUAAAGUUUGGUGUCACCAUUGCCAAACGAGUUAUCUGUUGUUAUCGUGCUGCCAUGUACUUAGACAAAGAGUAUUUAGAUGUUUUACGCACAAAAGAUGUGCAGAUAUUGUUGCAGAGUAUAGCAGAAGAGAUUUGUUUGCAUCGUCUUUUGGUAGUGAGUGACAUAUUGACGUCAACUCAUAUGGAACCACAAGAAAUUGCCGAGCUAUUGGCCUUUGAAAUCACCACCGCCGUUGUACGACCACGUUUCUACAUUUUCAGUCCUGACCAACAGGCUAAACAUAUGUUUCGUAACGCAGAUCUCUGGGGUUAUAACAUUGAUAGGGAUUUACAUUUAUUCCUGGAACUAACGCCCGAUCGUACUAAGCUAGGCGCAUGCCUGUUAGAGUAUUGUGAUGCUCUAAAGCUGUAUCGUAAAUAUCAGGAUAACAAGCCAUACGAACAAAAUAUAUACUUUGAACGUUUAGCCGAAAUUAUAGCACAAUAUGGCCAACCAAAUAACAGCAGCACUGGAAAUGCCAAUAAUAAUUUAAAUAAUAAUGAUGCAAAUCAAGCGGCGCGACCUCUACAAGUUCUAUCACAUAAAAAACAAAACAUUAUUUAUGUUGAACUUUUGAUCAAAGCCCAUCAGGCUUUUGUACACGAGUGCUCCAUGGAGGGCAUAGCAAAUGUACUAAAUCGAGCCAAAGUUUUAAACUCAAUACUUGCCCAAGCCAAAUCUUGGUCCUUAAUAGUGCGAAUGCUAAUAGGCAUUGGACGCUAUCGCGAAAUGUUCUUUUGUUUUGAUACCCUAAUUGAAAAUGAACAAUUUGAAUCUUUGCUGGGACAAUUUGAUAUCGAGAAGACUAUAGGAUUGAGACAAGCCAUUUUAGCUUAUCUACGCGAAUAUUGUGCUCCCCAGCAGGGAAAGGAACUUUUCAAGCUAGCUGCUCUAAAUUUUUUGAUGUACAAAGACUUGGCUGAAUUAUGGGAACAGGAUGCCGCAGAAAUACUAAAUAAAGUAUAUAAUACUUUUCACUUGCCUGACGAUACUGAUGGCAAAUUAUCGAAACUAAAAUGUAGUGCAGAAAUGGUUAAUCAACUCAAUCUUUCGCUGGAGUAUUAUGUACAUGCUACCGAAAACUAUUUACUGGACAAUAAACUAUUGCUGGCCCAGAAAAGUGCAUCGCUAGCUGAACUAACAGCCAUGCAAAUUGAUUUAGCUAGUACAGCAUUAGAAAAACCAGCUACAUCAAGUGGUCUGCAUCUAUGUAUCUGUGUGAUAAAUGUUAAAACGAGGGAACAGUUUAAAAUUUUAGUCAACAACGAAUUAAGCGUAUCUCAAACAUUAAUACUAAGUAGAGCGUAUGGAUACGACAUCAACUGGUCUGAAGCUAUUAUAUAUCAAUAUGUUAUUAAGUUGAAACGUUCAUAUAUGAACGAUUUCUUGCAACAGGUGGAUAUUACAGAUGAUAUUAUUGAAAAUGCAAUAAAAUGUUUUCAACUUCAAUGUAAUCAAAAUACAAUAAGCAAAGAAAUGGAAGAACAUAUAAGUGAACUUGUUAAUCUGGUGCAAUCAGUUACACUCAAGUAUAAGUUGGCGUCUCUAUUGACCCUGAAAACGACAAUAUUAUCGUUAAUUAAUGAUCAAACAAUCCACUAUCUAAGAGAUAUGAAAUUUGGUCGCAGAGAAGAAAAUCGAAAUGCCUAAACAUUUAAAAUUUUAUCAAAAUAAUAAUUAAAAUAUACUUUAUUAUCAAAUAGAAAGUGAAUUUGCUGCAAUUACCUAAUGGGUUAUAUUUAUUUAGUUUAUAAUAAUAAAAUAUUUAGAAAUAGAUUAAUUAUUUACAAGUUUGUUAUACGUAUUAAAAUUAUAAAAAUAUACUACUACUUUUUAUUAAAAAAAAAA